AUGCUGCGCAAUUCCCUGGCGCGGUCGGCGGCGCUGCGGACGAGCAGGCCGAGCUCGAGUGCCGCGAGGACAUUUGCGACGUCGGGCAGGAGACAGGCGGAGGUCCAACUGACGAUUGAUGGCAAGCAGGUCUCGAUCGAAGCGGGCUCUGCUCUCAUCCAAGCGUGCGAGAAGGCGGGAGUGACAAUUCCGAGAUACUGCUACCAUGAAAAACUCAUGAUUGCGGGAAACUGUCGAAUGUGCCUGGUAGAAGUCGAGAGGGCCCCGAAACCCGUGGCAUCGUGCGCGUGGCCCGUCCAACCGGGAAUGGUCGUCAAGACCAACUCGGCCCUGGCACACAAGGCUCGGGAAGGAGUGAUGGAAUUUCUGCUGGCCAACCACCCCCUCGACUGCCCGAUUUGCGACCAAGGAGGCGAAUGUGAUUUGCAAGACCAGUCGAUGAGAUACGGAGCCGACAGAGGUCGAUUCCACGAGAUUGGCGGCAAGCGUGCCACUGAGGACAAGAACAUCGGUCCCCUGAUCAAGACUUCGAUGAACAGAUGUAUCCACUGCACGAGAUGUAUCCGAUUUGCCAACGACAUUGCUGGUGCUCCGGAAUUGGGAUCGACGGGGCGAGGAAACGAUAUGCAGAUUGGGACAUACCUCGAGAAGAACCUGGACUCCGAGAUGUCUGGUAAUGUGAUCGAUUUGUGCCCUGUUGGAGCUCUCACUUCCAAGCCAUACGCUUUCAGAGCCCGCCCUUGGGAAUUGAAGCAUACCGAAUCUGUUGACGUUCUAGACGGUCUUGGAUCGAAUAUCCGGGUGGACUCGAGAGGAUUGGAAGUGAUGCGAAUCUUGCCCAGACUUAACGACGAUGUCAACGAGGAGUGGAUUAAUGACAAGACCCGAUUUGCUUGUGAUGGAUUGAAGACCCAGAGGCUUACGAUCCCUCUCAUCCGCAAGGAUAACAAGUUCCUCCCGGCGAGCUGGGAACAGGCUUUGGUUGAGAUUGGAGCUGCGUUCAAGGAUUUUGCACCACAGGGCAACGAGUUCAAGGCAAUUGCCGGAGAGCUUGUUGAGGUCGAAUCUAUGGUCGCUCUCAAGGAUUUGGCGAACAAGGUCGGAUCAGAGAACCUGGCUCUGGAUCAGCCAUCUGGUAGCCAACCGAUUGCCCACGGAAUCGAUGUCCGCUCCAACUACCUUUUCAACUCCAAGAUCUGGGGUGUCGAGGAGGCUGAUGCUAUUCUAAUUGUUGGCAGCAAUACACGACAUGAGGCCGCUGGUUUGAACGCCCGGAUCAGAAAGCAAUGGCUGCGAUCCGAUCUUGAGAUUGGUGUUGUUGGCGAAUCCUGGGACUCUACUUUUGAAUUUGAGCACCUGGGUACCGAUGCGGCUGCGCUCAAGAAAGCUCUGGCUGGACCUUUCGGCAAGAAGCUUCAAACCGCCAAGAGACCAAUGAUCAUUGUUGGAUCUGGUGUCACUGAUCACGCUGAUGCUAAAGCCAUCUAUGAGAUGGUCGGUGCUUUUGUCGAGAAGAACGCUGCCAACUUCCUGACUGAGGAGUGGAACGGAUACAACGUCCUACAACGUGCUGCGUCAAGAGCUGGUGCUUACGAAGUCGGAUUCACUACUCCAUCAGCUGCUGUUGCCCAGACCAAGCCCAAAUUUGUCUGGCUCCUUGGUGCCGAUGAGUUCAACGCUGCGGAUAUUCCCAAGGAUGCCUUUGUCGUCUACCAAGGUCAUCACGGUGAUCGUGGCGCCCAAGUUGCCGAUGUCGUUCUUCCAGGUGCCGCUUACACCGAGAAGUCCGGUACCUACGUCAACACCGAAGGCCGUGUACAGAUGACUCGUGCUGCCACUUCAUUACCCGGUGCCGCCCGAACCGACUGGAAGAUUAUUCGAGCUGCCAGUGAGUUCAUGGGCGCAGCACUUCCAUACGACGAUGUAGCACAGCUCCGUGACCGGAUGGUCGAGAUCAGUCCCGCGUUGGCAAGCUAUGAUAUUGUCGAGCCAGUCGCCUUGAAGCAGUUGAGCAAGGUGCAAUUGGUGGACCAGAACAAGGGCAGCAAGCCUACUGGUGAGCCAUUAAAGAAGGUCAUUGAGAACUUCUAUUUCACAGACGUCAUUUCCAGAAGUUCGCCUACCAUGGCGAGAUGUUCAGCAGCAAAGGAGCAGGGCAACCCCGAGACGAACUUUAUGGCUUCGGGCUACUCGAGUGCUCAUCCACAUGGCCAGGUCGCUUACGGGUCGUGA
This is a messenger RNA of Drepanopeziza brunnea f. sp. 'multigermtubi' MB_m1, 2232 nucleotides long. RefSeq lists its product as uncharacterized. Gene Ontology annotation, molecular function: NADH dehydrogenase (ubiquinone) activity; iron-sulfur cluster binding. Gene Ontology annotation, cellular component: membrane. NCBI's taxonomy places the organism in Eukaryota, Fungi, Ascomycota, Leotiomycetes, Helotiales, Drepanopezizaceae. Gene Ontology annotation, biological process: cellular respiration; ATP synthesis coupled electron transport. The record is from RefSeq and is a predicted model, not a curated record.